AAGGUUGUCAUCGGCGAGGCAGUUCCAUGACUACCAUCGGAAUUGGAGGAUGUUGAAGCCACUCUACCCGGAAGAAGAGGCGACCGCCAUGCCCAUGCUCCAUGGGCAGAUGAUGCCGAUGGAUUACCCACACCACCGAUUCUUAAAACGAAAAAGGGGCCUCCUGAAAAGGAGAUCGAAAGGAGCAGGGGGGCGUUGGCACACGAACAAAUCACGCAGAAGUAGCAAUCUGCCCCUGCAUAAUAUGUGGGCUAAAAACUUCAAGCACAAGAGGGGAGAAACAAGGAGAACAACAGUGAACCAAGCCCACUCCUGCUAGCAGUUUUGCUCCAAAUUCGGGCAUCCGUAAUAAGAGCAUAAAAGAGAAACAAGCUAUGGUCAGCCAGCCAUGUGUGCUCGCAGCCCAUCAGAGUUCGAUCCUUGAAAGUCGUAAUUCGGUGUCUCACUUUGUAAAAAUUAUAUAUCUAUAUACUGUCGGACUGCAAUCGCGCAGCUCUUAUAGUUUAAAUUAAAAAAAAGAUGAUUUGGGGAUGAAAAUUUCGACAUACCGGGAGAAAUCAUACAUGGGAUUUUUAUUGAAAGGAAAAGAACAAACCUGGACCAACAUAGGCCAUGACGAACACAUGUGUCCAUCAAGAUACAUGGCACGGUAGGGACACAAACUAGAUCCCGCAUAUAUCCGUUUCUAGGAACAGCUCCAAAUUUUCAACUCAAACAUGGAAUUUUAUUGAAAGAAAAGAACAAAAGCUGGACCAACAUAGGCACAUGUGUCCGUCGAGAUACAUCACACGGUAGGGACAGAAACUAGAUCCCGCAUAUAUCAGCUUCUAGAACAACUUCCAAAUUUCCAAGUCAAAUUUUGAGCAAAGCUUUUGAACUAGCAAAUAAAUCGAGCGGAAUCCCACUUGCAUCUACCUACGCAGGGAGUUUCUUGUUUCUUCAAUUGUUGUUUUUCUUGAACUUGUUUGACAAUUGUUGUCUUUCUAGAACUGAGAAUUGUCUUUUUUGGAUCUCGAGAGAGGCACGUGUGAAAUGAGCCAGUCCAACCUGACAAUCAGCGCGAGACGUAGCAGCGGUGGAUCCCCGUCUCCCUGUCUUGGGAUGGGCAAUUCCGAUAUGCGAUGGUUACAUGCUUAUCGGUACGAACUUUGUUGCUACUACCGGUUCACCGGUUCUUAUCAAAACCUAGGGUUUUGAGGUUGAGAGCACAACCCCGUAUCUGCCGUCACGGGAGAUUUGCUUGCCCUGCCGCAAUCUUAGCAGCAUUUUUUUGUUUUGAGAACAGGAUGGUUGGUUUCCGCAAUUCGAUUAGAAAAAAGAGUAAACCAUAUUUAUAAUGGAGACCGAGCCUAAAAAACAUCCUAAUGGCAUUGGGAUUUAGGAGGAACCUUUGGUUCUCCUAGACGUAUACAUAAGUGUUUAAUAAUAUAUGAAUUCUCAACACUUUGGAUGUGCGACUCCGACUCAAGGUUUUUUUUUGAAACCUUUGAAGAUAGAAAAGUUCGUGCAGGUGGUACAAAUGGCAGUGUUGAUGUUCGAGUCUAAUUGCAUCUCUUUUUUCUAACAUAAUUUCAUGUUGCAAAAAGAUUGGAACCACAAAGAUGUUUUCGAAAGAUUUCAAUAUAAUUCUUAGUUAUAUAAUUUAUUUUGUAGCUUUUUAAUAUAUUGGGUUUACAAUCCAAAGCAUCGUAUGUUAUCGAGUUUGAAUAAAAAGUCAUGAGUGAUUUUUUUAAAAGAAAAAUUACCUCUUUCCUCUUCCGUGGAAAAAGAAAAGGGAACCUCCCUUCUCUUCUUCGUCCCAGAUCCGGUGUCCACUGGCGGCGGCAGGCAGCCAGUGAGCCGCCAUGGUGGGCGAAAAGCAUUGCACUGUCCUGGUACACUUUGACAAAGAAUGCCCCUCCGCGAUCAGAGAGAUCGAGGCUGACCUCGAGACAGACGCCGCCGCCGCCAAGAUCAGCGCCAUGAAGCGCGUCAUCGCCAUCGGCGAUGCCUUCUGCCUCGGCCACUUCUUCGACGCCGUCCGCUACAUCCUCCCCUCCGAAGACUACACGGUCCAGAAGCUCCUCCUCCUCUACCUGGAGAUGGUCUGGGACAACCGCGACCACGGCGGCGUCCUUCCGGUUCUCUCCCGUCACCUCGAGAAAAACCUGAACCACCCCAACGAGUACCUCCGGGGCAUCACGCUGCGCUUCCUCUGCCGCCUCAGAGACCCAGAUCUGCUCGAGCCCCUCGCGGCCUCCGUCCGCGAGAACCUCUCCCACCCGCACCACUUCGUCCGCCGCCACGCCUUCUCCGCGGUCUACGCCGUCUCCCGCCUCCUUCCCAGCGCCGGCCGGCACAUCCCCGACGCGGCCGGCCUCGCGGAGAGCGCGCUCGCCGCGGAGCAGGACGCGGCCGCGAGGAGGAAGGCGUUCAGUUUCCUCCGCACCUGCGAGCACGACCGCGCCGCCGCCUACCUGCUCGCCAACGCCGACCGCGUCUCCGAUUGGCCCGACCUCGUCCAGAUGCUGGCUGUCGAGCUCAUCCCCGCGGUGGUCUGGGACACGCCCGGCGGCGGCGGCGGCCUUCCUAGGUAUGCCAAGAUCAUCACGUCCCUCCUCUCCAGCCCCAGCAAUGCCGUCGUCUACGAGUGCGCCUGCGCGCUCAUGUGGUAUCCCUCUCCGCCUCUGCAAACCGCCGCCGCCAACGCCUUCUGCCAGCUGCUCGCUUCGCUGCACGACGACGAUUUGAAGCUCGCUGUCCUGGAUCGGCCACAGCUCUGCACCUCGCACCGUGAUGUGAUAAUCGUGGAUCCUGUCGUCGACGUGCUGCUGCGGACGGCCAUGGCCACCCCUUGCCCCAGUGUGGCUGUGAGGAUGAAGGUGCUCAGUUUGGUGCUCGAUUUGGUCACCCCGCGGAAAGUGGAGGAGUUUGUGUUGUACAUCAAGGAGGAAGUUGGUAAGACACAGCCAGGCGAGUACCGACCGAUGCUACUGCAUGCCAUGUACAAAUGUGCCAUGGAGCACCCACAUGUAGCUGGAAUGGUGGUGUCCUUCUUCAUGGACCUCCUUGGACUUCCUUGGAGAGGCUGGUUGAUAUGUUCUAUCGGAUGCUCCCUCCGUCCAUAUCAACUCACUCAAAUUUGUCCAAAUCUAUUACUAUAUAUAAAUUGGAGUUGGUGGUGAUGGGUGGGCGCCGUUAGUCCUCCUCUUUCCCACCUGCCGA
Molecule: messenger RNA, 3204 nt
Organism: Brachypodium distachyon (stiff brome)
Lineage: Eukaryota; Viridiplantae; Streptophyta; Magnoliopsida; Poales; Poaceae
Product: coatomer subunit beta-1
Biological process (GO): endoplasmic reticulum to Golgi vesicle-mediated transport; intracellular protein transport; intra-Golgi vesicle-mediated transport
Cellular component (GO): cytoplasm; COPI vesicle coat
Source: RefSeq, a predicted model, not a curated record